This is a messenger RNA of Sphaerodactylus townsendi, 1556 nucleotides long. RefSeq names its product ATPase H+ transporting V0 subunit c (gene ATP6V0C). Gene Ontology annotation, cellular component: proton-transporting V-type ATPase, V0 domain. Gene Ontology annotation, molecular function: proton-transporting ATPase activity, rotational mechanism. NCBI's taxonomy places the organism in Eukaryota, Metazoa, Chordata, Lepidosauria, Squamata, Sphaerodactylidae. The record is from RefSeq and is a predicted model, not a curated record. Gene Ontology annotation, biological process: proton transmembrane transport. The transcript is spliced from 3 exons. Bases 332 to 790 code for a protein of 152 amino acids.
CGGGUCACGUGACCCCCGGGCCGGCCGCCAUUUUGUCCUGCGGCGGCUGGGUAUUUAGAGCGAGCCGCGGGGGCAGAGGCGGAGGGACGCAGCGGGAGGCCGGCGCGGCUGCUUUGCAGGGAACAAAAACACAGACCCCAAGAUAUUGCAACCCAGAAAAAGAAAAGCAACCGCGUCGUUUUUUCUCCGGCCUCUUCCCGGGACGCGUCAUUGCAUUGCGGGCGGAGGCGAGGAGGCGCUGCCCGUCCUGUUCCCGGAGCCUCCCUCGGUCGCGUCGUAGCCGCCCUCCCCUCCUUUCUUUCUUUCCCCUCCCUCCUUUUUCGCCUCAGCCAUGGCCUCCGCUCCGGAAUACUCCUCUUUCUUCGCCGUCAUGGGCGCCUCGGCUGCCAUGGUCUUCAGCGCCUUGGGCGCCGCAUAUGGCACAGCGAAGAGCGGGACAGGUAUUGCAGCCAUGUCCGUCAUGCGGCCAGAGCUGAUCAUGAAGUCCAUCAUCCCUGUGGUCAUGGCAGGCAUCAUAGCAAUCUACGGCCUGGUAGUGGCAGUCCUCAUCGCCACCUCCCUCACGGUCGACAUCACGCUAUACAAGAGUUUCCUUCAGCUGGGUGCCGGUCUGAGCGUGGGCUUGAGCGGUCUGGCUGCCGGCUUUGCCAUCGGCAUCGUGGGCGAUGCAGGCGUACGGGGGACAGCGCAGCAGCCCAGGUUAUUUGUGGGCAUGAUCCUAAUCUUGAUCUUCGCUGAAGUCUUGGGUCUCUAUGGCCUCAUCGUGGCCCUUAUUCUUUCCACAAAGUAAAUUAAAUUUUAAAAAAAUGCCACAGAAUACGGUGUGUAUAAAAAAUAAUAAUAAUGAAAAAUAUUGGAAAAGAAAAACAAAGCUCCAGAAUGAAAAUGGUCUCUCUCUCCUCUCUCUCCUCUCUCCACACCACGUGUACAGUUGUCAUCAGUUUGGUAGUUGACCUCCUGUAAAUGCGCAAUAUAUGUUAGUGACUCGUCCGUCCUGUGUGUACUUCAAUAUUGAAACCAACCAACCAAUCCGGAUGGGCUCCCCUCAGACCUUUUCUGCAGAGACUCGAGGGGAGCUCAUGCAAUUUUUCAUCCAUUUUCCCAUUAGAGUACUUUAUGUAUAAAUAUGAACUAGAAUUGUAACUUCCUAUCUCUCUCUCUCUCUCUCUUUACUGGAUGUUUUAUUUAUAAGACUUGACAUGUUCAUACAUUAACGGAGCAGCAGUUGUCCAGUGUCCCAUUCUCUCUCUAUAUUAAUCUCAUAUCUAGGUAGAUAAAACACUGUGGGGUUAAUUGUUUAAAGUGCAGAGAAAAAAAAAUUCCUUGGAUGUAACUUGAUUCUCGAGAUUGCUGUUGUGUCCUGGUAUUGGAGUGUGAGACUGUUCGUGUUUAUACAAAUAACAGCAAAAAUGUCUGAGGCACUCCUGUGUUCCCAGUAGUAAAAAAAAAUAAAAAAUAAAUUGUAUGCUCCGGCAUCCAAGUUGUGCACCCAGUGUUGGGUUUCGCAGUUAUACGUUUCCGGGUAAUAAAAUUUCCUCCACUACAUCAUUGUAAAA